AUGCGCGCGCACCCGGGGGGAGGCCGCUGCUGCCCGGAGCAGGAGGAGGGGGAGAGUGCGGCGGGCGGCAGCGGCGCUGGCGGCGGCUCCGCCAUCGAGCAGGGGGGCCCGGGCUGCGCGCUCGCCCCGUCCCCGGUGAGCGGCGCGCGCAGGGAGGGCGCGCGGGGCGGCGGCCGUGGCCGGGGGCGGUGGAAGCCGGCGGGCCGGGGCGGCGGCGGCGGCGGCGUCUGUGGCCGUGGCCGGGGCCGGGGCCGUGGCCGGGGACGGGGCCGGGGCCGGGGCCGGGGCCGCGGCCGUCCCCCGAGCGGCGGCGGCGGCCUUGGCGGCGACGGCGGCGGCGGCGGCGGAGGAGGAGGAGGCGGCGGCGGCGCCCCCCGGCGGGAGCCGGUCCCUUUCCCGUCGGGGAGCGCGGGGCCAGGGCCCCGGGGACCCCGGGCCGCGGAGAGCGGGAAGAGGAUGGACUGCCCGGCCCUCCCCCCCGGAUGGAAGAAGGAGGAAGUGAUCCGAAAAUCUGGGCUCAGCGCCGGCAAGAGCGAUGUCUACUACUUCAGUCCGAGUGGUAAGAAGUUCAGAAGCAAACCUCAGUUGGCAAGGUAUCUGGGAAAUACUGUUGACCUCAGCAGUUUUGACUUCAGAACUGGAAAGAUGAUGCCUAGUAAAUUACAGAAGAACAAGCAGAGGCUGCGGAACGAUCCUCUCAAUCAGAAUAAGGGUAAACCAGACUUGAAUACAACAUUGCCAAUUAGACAAACAGCAUCUAUUUUCAAGCAACCAGUAACCAAAGUCACAAAUCAUCCUAGUAAUAAAGUGAAAUCCGAUCCACAACGAAUGAAUGAACAGCCACGUCAGCUUUUCUGGGAGAAGAGGCUACAAGGACUUAGUGCAUCAGAUGUAACAGAACAAAUUAUAAAAACCAUGGAACUCCCUAAAGGUCUUCAAGGGGUUGGUCCGGGUAGUAAUGAUGAGACCCUGUUAUCUGCUGUCGCCAGUGCUUUGCACACAAGCUCUGCACCCAUCACAGGGCAAGUCUCCGCUGCUGUGGAAAAGAACCCUGCUGUCUGGCUUAACACAUCUCAACCCCUCUGCAAGGCUUUCAUUGUCACAGAUGAAGACAUUAGGAAACAGGAGGAGCGAGUGCAGCAGGUACGUAAGAAAUUGGAAGAGGCGCUGAUGGCAGACAUCCUGUCCCGGGCUGCUGACGCGGAGGCGAUGGGCCUCGAGAUGGACAGUGGAGAUGACGCCUAA
Molecule: messenger RNA, 1245 nt
Organism: Rangifer tarandus platyrhynchus (Svalbard reindeer)
Lineage: Eukaryota; Metazoa; Chordata; Mammalia; Artiodactyla; Cervidae
Source: the annotation of a GenBank genome assembly